Molecule: messenger RNA, 1172 nt
Organism: Cetraspora pellucida
Lineage: Eukaryota; Fungi; Glomeromycota; Glomeromycetes; Diversisporales; Gigasporaceae
Source: the annotation of a GenBank genome assembly
AUGUUACCGGACAUACCAAGAAACGAAGAUCCAGUUAGUGAUCUUUCAGCCAACGAUAAUAUAAUCUUGAUGGCUAACAACUCGCAAGCUACGGUUGAAUAUCCAGAAGAUAAUAGCGACGAGUAUAAUGAAACAAGUACACUGCUGCAAUCCGAAAUAAGUAGCCUUACUGCGGGAGGUGAUGACUUUGUCAGUCAAGGAACGGCAAGGAAGUUGAAUGACAAGAAAAAAGAAAAGUCAAAUAUAUGUACUUUAAGGAAUUUUAUCAAGCUAGUUUUGUUGGCGAUGUUUAUCGCACUUAUCGUUUUUCUCUUGGCUGUUCUUAAAGUCCAAAAUCAUAUCAAGGAGUACCUUCAUUACAUUGAAAUACAUGAACGAUACGGAAUUGCUAUAUAUUUAUCUAUCUAUGUUGCCUGUGUAUGGGUGUUCUUGCCGGGAUCAAUAAUAAGCAUCGCAGCUGGGUUCUUAUUUAAACCCCCAAUACUAGCAGGGCUAGUCAUAAUGUUGGGCGAUGGUUUGGCAGCAACGGGUGCUUUUAUUUUUGGAAGAUAUGUCUUUUCAGAUUGGGUUAGGGCUCAAAUUGAAAAAAAACCAUCAAUUGCCGAAUUUAAUCAUCUCAUUAAUAAUGUUAUUACCGAAGAAGGGUGGAAAAUUGUUCUCAUGCUACGACUGACUCCACUUCCAUUUAAUUUGGUUAGUUACAUUUUCUCAGUUAGCAUAGUUGAUUUUUGGACUUUUUUAUGGGCAACUCUUCUUGGCGUUUUACCUGGCGCAUUUAAUGCAGUAUGGAUAGGAUCACUAGUCAAGAGUCUUAGUAAGCUUGACGAAUAUAAACUGAAAAAUAAAGAUGUUGUGAUUAUGACCAUGAACUUUAUUUUUGUUUUAUGUUGCGUGAUUGCAUUAUCACUAUUUGGAAAACGAUCUCUGCGAAAGGCAAUGUUGAAACUCCGGGAGUCAAAAGAAUCUGAAAUUCCUCCUGCUUUACCUUCAGUACCGCAAUCAACGGCUGAUGUAGUUAUAGAAGAGGCGCUUCCUUUAGAUACUAGUGCUGGUCGAUUUACACGAGGAGAACGAAUUACUCUUUAUAUUAUCGGCUUGGUAACCCUUCUUAACAUUGUAAUCAGCGUGUCGCUUUAUUAUUAUUUCAAAUCACGUGAAAGCGAUGGUCAUGA